This is a messenger RNA of Cydia amplana, 1461 nucleotides long. It is a transcript of the gene Iap, whose product is annotated as baculoviral IAP repeat-containing protein 3-like. The transcript is spliced from 2 exons. Gene Ontology annotation, biological process: negative regulation of apoptotic process; positive regulation of protein ubiquitination; regulation of cell cycle. Lineage: Eukaryota; Metazoa; Arthropoda; Insecta; Lepidoptera; Tortricidae. Bases 296 to 1384 code for a protein of 362 amino acids. Gene Ontology annotation, molecular function: cysteine-type endopeptidase inhibitor activity involved in apoptotic process; ubiquitin protein ligase activity. Gene Ontology annotation, cellular component: nucleus; cytoplasm. The record is from RefSeq and is a predicted model, not a curated record.
GGAAGUGUAACAAUAAAUACAUACUUAUAAUUAUAGUAGCCCGCACAGCUGUGCACCCCUCGUAGGCGAAAUAGAACCCUCUUUAAAUUUGUACGCAUGCGCAGAGGGGGUCAUUGCAGCACCAUAUCGCCCCACCAGGCACAAAGCGAGUAGCCAACGAUGCUUGAUUCCCGUCGUACGCCAUUACACGCUGAAAUUAAAAAAGUUUAUCUUUUCCAAAUUGUGAAGCAAUUUAAGGCAAUGUGUUAUUUGAGUGUUACGUGAUUAAAGUUACAAGUACAUUGUUUUCAUCAAAAUGCCUAUGUUAGUUGACUCCAAGCACAGAAAUGUGUCAUCAGUAGCGCCGGGCGCUGCAUUGUUCAAAAACGCGCCCGCGACCGCGAAGACGCGACCUCUGGUGGAACCGGUGCUGACGCUGCCCACGCCAUGCUCCGCGUACGAGCCCGGCGGCUCGCGCGGCAGCUCGCUCAGCUCCUCGCCCACCUCGCCCGCGCUGCCCGCCCUCCCCCUCGCCGUCGACAAACCCGACAACAACCACGCGCUCGCCGCCGACAUGCACCGCGAGGAGAACCGACUCAAAACCUUCGACGGCUGGCCCCUGACCUUCAUAAGCCCCCAAACUCUCGCCAGCAACGGAUUCUACUACCUCGGCCGCAGCGACGAGGUGCGGUGCGCGUUCUGUAAAGUGGAAAUCAUGCGGUGGGUGGAGGGCGACGACCCCGCUCGAGACCACCAGAAGUGGUCGCCGCAGUGUCCGUUCCUGCGCAAGCAGGCGGCGGCCGGCACGCUGCCCGCUAGCGCGCUGGCGGACGGGCAGGACGAGUGCGGCGUGCGCGCGCCGCCUACCGGCGCCAGCGUGUGCAUGCCGGGGCCCGUGCACCCGCGCUACAACACCGAGGCCGCCCGUCUCCGCACCUUCAAGGACUGGCCCAAGAGCAUGAAACAGAAGCCCGAGGAGCUCGCGGAGGCCGGCUUCUACUACACCGGCCAGAGCGACAAGACCAAGUGCUUCUACUGCGACGGAGGCCUCAAGGACUGGGAGGAGGACGACGUGCCGUGGGAGCAGCACGCGCGCUGGUUCGACCGGUGCGCGUACGUCCAGCUCGUGAAAGGCCGCGAUUACGUCCAGAAGGUCAUAUCGGAGGCCUGCGUCGUCCCCGAAAUGACGCCCGCGCCCAAACCGGAGCCGGUCGCCCCGAAGAGCGACGAAAAGUCGGAAGUGGAGGACUCGAAACUGUGUAAAAUCUGUUACGAGAACGAGCGCAAUGUGUGCUUCGUGCCGUGCGGGCACGUGGUGGCGUGCGCCAAGUGCGCGCUGGCGACGGACAAGUGCCCCAUGUGCCGGCGGACGUUCACUAGCGCCGUGCGCCUGUACUACUCGUGAGUGGAGCCCCGCGAGGCUCGGAUCUAGUCAACCGCCACCUGUCGUAGCGGCGUCCUGAACCGCGCCGCGGGCCUAGC